Molecule: messenger RNA, 2607 nt
Organism: Scheffersomyces amazonensis
Lineage: Eukaryota; Fungi; Ascomycota; Pichiomycetes; Serinales; Debaryomycetaceae
Exons: 1
Coding region: 1-2607 (868 amino acids)
Biological process (GO): shikimate metabolic process; chorismate biosynthetic process
Molecular function (GO): shikimate 3-dehydrogenase (NADP+) activity; 3-dehydroquinate dehydratase activity
Source: RefSeq, a predicted model, not a curated record
AUGACAGAGAAUUCCAUCUCAUCCACAACUAAUACUAAUACUAAUACUAAUAAUACAUCAACAAAAGUUAAUCAAGGUAAUCGUUCAAGAGAAGUAUCGGUCACUUCAUUACUGGAUAGUGCAUCAUAUGAUUCUGAACCUCAUUCUUUUUCAAGUGUCACCUCAAUCGUAUUGAUAGGUUUACGAGGAGUUGGGAAACUGACAUUAUCAUUAAUGGCACUGGCUGCUUUAAAAUUUAAACAUAUCGAUGUAGAAAAUUGUGUUCUGGAAUAUACAGGUAUACCUGAAGCUAUAUUCAUUAAUAGAGUAACACUUGAAGAAUAUCGAGAUAUUCAAUAUAAAUUAAUAAGUCAAUCUUUGAAAGAAAAUGAACAUGAUAAUUGUAUUUUUGUAUUACCUUCAUCAUCAAUUGAUAAUUUUAAAGUCAUUGAAUAUUUGAAAAAAAAUUCGAAAAUUUAUUGUAUUGUAAAUAUUGAAUGUGAAGAAUUAAGAAUUCUUAAUUAUUUAGAUUAUUCAAAUGAUAUUGAAAAGGGAAUUCAAAUCAUUCAAUCAAAAGUUUUGAAAUAUAGAUCAGUUUCUGAUUUCAAUUUCUUUAAUCUUCAUUCUGAUUCAGAUUUAAAUAUAAUUAAAAGAAAUAUGAUAUCUAUAGGAGGAUCUAAUGGUUCUGUUUCUCAAUAUAAAUCUGAAUCUGAUUAUGAUCAUAAUUAUUUACUUUUAAAACCAUUAGAAAAGGAAUUUGUACAAUUCUUAACUUUUAUUAUAAAAGGUUCAAAUUCAGCUUCUACUAUAUCUGGAGAUUUACAUUUAAAACUUUCAUUAAAUAAAAAGUUUUCUCUGUGUCUCCAAAUUAUUUAUCCGGAAAUAUUAAAUUUAAAAUUAUGGGAUAAUAUAGAUGAAUUUAUUUAUGGAGUUGAUGCUAUUGAAAUUAAAAUUGAUAUCCUUGAAUUAAAAAGAAAAUCAGUGAGUCCUUAUUCUAUUGUUAAUUUUGAAGAAUUUAUAGCUCAAUUAAAGAGAUAUACUAAUUGUUCAUUACCAUUAUUAUUAAGUAUUAAUAAUCCAAUUAUUGAAAUCAAUAGAUUUAUGAAUUCAAGUAAUAAUUCCGAUAUAAGAGCCGAAAUUUAUAAUUCAUAUUUCAAUACUCUUUAUUCAAUUGCAAAAGUUGCUGUGGAUUAUAUACUGGUAGAUCUUAGUAUUUUCUUGUAUGAUGAUUCUAUAAGUAAUCAAGAUUCUUCAUUAAUAAUUGAUCAUUUAAAUCAAAUUAGAGGAAAUACUCAAAUUAUAGGUUCAUUUGUUUCUCAAGAUCUGGAAUUUUGGGAUCUUGAUAAUAAUCAUUUAAAAGGUAUUACUACUGGUCUUGAUAUAGUUAAAUUAUGUGAAAAAUUAAAAAUUAAUCAUUUAAGAUUAACAUCAAUUGCUACAACAGUUUCUGAUAAUUUUAAAGUAUUUGAAUUUACAGAAUAUUUAAGAAUUAAAUUUCCAAAUUUAAAAGUUUCUGCUUUUAAUGAUAAUGCUUUAGGUAAAGUUUCUAAAGUUUUUAAUAAUUUCUUAACUCCUGUUGAUAUUCCUAUUAAUAAUCCAUCAUUAACUGCAUUUCAAAUUCAUGAAGCCUUAUAUUCAUCAUUUUUAUUACCUGAUUUAAAUUUUUAUAUAAUGGGAAGUGAUGUAUCACAAUCAUUAUCACCUGCCAUUCAUAAUGCUGCUUAUAAAGCAUUAGGUUUACCUCAUACUUAUAGUGUAUUUGAAUGUUCUACAUUAAUGCCAUAUCUUGCACAAUUAGUUAAAUCUCCAAAUUUUGGAGGUACAGCAAUUAUUAUGCCAUUUAAAUUAGAAGCUUUAAAAUAUGUUGAUACAAUGUCAAAUCAUGUUAAAAUUAUUGGAGCUUUAAAUUCAAUUGUUGCUGAAAGAAGUCUUGAAAAUCCAAAUGAAAUUAUAGGUAUAAGAGGUGAAAAUACUGAUUGGUUAGGAGUAAGAUUAUCAUUAAUGGAUAAUAUAUCUCCAAUUAAUGCUGUUAGUAAAAAUAAAACUGCUUUAGUUAUAGGAGCUGGAGGUAUGAGUAGAUCUGCUAUGUAUGCAUUAAUUCAAUUAGGUUAUCAAAAGAUUUUAUUAUAUAAUCGAACAUAUACAAAAGCUCAAGAUUUAGCAAAUUAUUUUAAUUCAUUAUCACCUAUAAGACCUUCAUCUUCUUUAUCAACUGGAGAAUAUGAUUCUAAAAUAGAUGAUUUAAAAUAUUUUGAAAUAAUUUUAUUAAAUGAUGAUGAAUUUAAUGGAGGAAUAAUUCCUAAUAAUUUUAAUUAUCCAACAAUUAUUAUAAGUUGUGUACCAAGUUCAGAUAGAAUUACUGGGAAACCAACUAAUAUUCAAUUAUCAAUUAAUUGGUUUAAAAGUCCUUCUGGAGGAGUUGUUCUUGAAACUGGUUAUGAUCCUUUAAUGACUCCAAUUUUAGAAAGAGCAACUGAAUUUAAAGAUAAAGGUUGGGUAGCAGUUAAUGGUUUAAAUUAUCUUUAUGCUCAAGCAUUAGCUCAAUUUGAAAUGUUUACAAAUAAACCAGCACCUCGAGCAUUAAUGAAAUCCAUUGUUAUUGAACACUAUAAAAGAAAUUAUAAUUAG